Messenger RNA from Menidia menidia (Atlantic silverside), 1468 nucleotides. Lineage: Eukaryota; Metazoa; Chordata; Actinopteri; Atheriniformes; Atherinopsidae. The record is from the annotation of a GenBank genome assembly.
UUUCUGUGCUUGUUGACCGAAGGAAAGAGGCUGAACAGGAACAAUAACAGCAGACAUACACCGGUUAUCACAAAGAAGACUGUCAUUUUUUCCACAGUGGCAGAUAAAAUGGAAGAGUAUAACCAUGGAGAUGAUGUCAUCAACACAGAUGAUACCAGUGCGUUGGUGAAAGAGUGCAUUGAAGGUGUCAUCGGUGGAACAGAUUACAAUCAGGGCAAAGUGAAUCAGUGGACGGCCAGCAUAGUGGAGCACUCGCUGAGCCACCUGGUGAAACAAGGACGGCCAUUCAAAUAUAUAGUGAACUGUUCCGUCAUGCAGAAGAGCGGUGCCGGCCUCCACACGGCCAACUCCUGUUACUGGGACACGGCAACUGAUGGAAGCUGCACCGUCAGGUGGGAGAACCGCACCAUGUACUGCGUGGUCAGUGUGUUCGCCGUUGCCGUGGCACUGUGACGCCUCCUCCGACCGCCUCCGGGUCUGGAGCCGUGCUCCACAGAACACUGCUGACGGUACCUGUCCACGCUGGUUGUUUCCCCCAACAGCCAGGAGCUCUGGACGGGGUUUUCAUAAGCUUCACGUGGAUCCACAUCAUGCUUGGAGAGACCCUGUUGAUUUAAAGAUGCACUUUCAGACAUUUCCAACACGACUCUCACGUGUUCUUUGGUCCAAACCAAACAAGCCAACGAUAUUCCAUCAUGCAUUAGAUUUGAGUCUGAGGUUUGAAGGCGUCAUUUCAGAGGCUCAGUCGGCGUUUCAUGCGCAUGGAUUUGAGAUAGUUUUUCAAAAUUUCAACCUGUGAAGUUUCUGGUGACGACCUGCCUCAGUUGUGCUUUGUUUACUGCUGCUCAGCAUGAUGCCCAUAAUGGUCCACAUUCCCAAAUAAAACCCACUGAGCUGCUGCCGGGGUUCAGUUCUUAAUGAAGAUUUCAUUGUUGUGCUUUAGUAAACAGCAGCACAUCUACAUGUUAAACAUGCUAUCAUUAAUAGGUCUUUUGAUAAGUUGUUGAUCUGUGUAGGAAUGAAUCCUGUAGUUUAGCUUGAUGAAUAUAAUCUUCAUGUGUCAAACUGUGUGACUUUAUAUAUGGAUAAUGAAUUUUAAAAAAUCAAUAUGAUCACCUGUAUAUGUUGUUUGUUUGUCUGUGUGUCAAAGCUUAAACAUACAAAAACCCAAUUGACUUGCAAUUUUGAUAACUGUCCACUAGAGGUCAGCAAAAAACAAUAAUAACAACAUACACAUAUAAAUAUAGAUUUAUUUUUCCUUUUUUUAAAGUAGGAUUUCAUAUUUCAAACACAUGAAUUAGUUGUGUGUGAGAAUGUUUUCCCUUCAGAGUUUCUUUUUUUUCCUUUUUUGUUUUUGGCUUCAAACGUUGCUUAUUUGUACAAACAAAAAGGAGCAUUCCUGUGAUUUGUAAGGUCACCGUCCCUCUAGAGGUGCAUUGCAAAAAGGAGUUAGUGCAAAGACAACCAC